Messenger RNA from Syngnathus acus (greater pipefish), 1875 nucleotides. RefSeq names its product 14-3-3 protein epsilon. Gene Ontology annotation, cellular component: cytoplasm. Gene Ontology annotation, biological process: signal transduction. The transcript is spliced from 6 exons. The record is from RefSeq and is a predicted model, not a curated record. Lineage: Eukaryota; Metazoa; Chordata; Actinopteri; Syngnathiformes; Syngnathidae. The coding region runs from base 190 to 957 and encodes 255 amino acids.
CCGGAUGUUGCUCCGACGCCAUAUUUGCCGUGGGACCGUGCUGCUUGUUGCUACUCCGUCGCCAGAAACCACCAAGUGGCCCCGACAAGUCCUCCCUUUUUGUCUCUCUCUCUCUCUUCCCCCCCUCCGGGACUUUUCCUUUUUUCGAAGAGCACCCCCUUCCCCUCCACCACCGCAUAGCCGAGCACCAUGGCGGACAGAGUGGACGCAGUUUACCAAGCGAAGCUUGCCGAGCAAGCGGAGCGAUACGAUGAAAUGGUGGAGUCGAUGAAGCAAGUGGCGAGCUUGGACACGGAGCUGACGGUUGAGGAGCGGAACCUCCUGUCGGUGGCCUACAAGAACGUGAUCGGCGCGCGGAGAGCCUCGUGGCGGAUAAUCAGCAGCCUCGAGCAGAAGGAGGAGAGCAAAGCCAGCGAGGAGAAGCUGAAUAUGUACAGGGACUACCGCAAGCUGGUUGAGAAAGAGCUCAAGUCAAUCUGCAAAGACAUCCUGGAAGUUCUGGACCAGCAUCUCAUCCCGGCGUCCACCUCAGGAGAGUCCAAGGUUUUCUAUUACAAAAUGAAGGGAGACUACCACAGGUACCUGGCGGAGUUCGCCAGUGGCAACGACAGGAAGGAGGCGGCCGAGAACAGCCUGGUGGCCUACAAAGCCGCCAGUGACAUCGCCCUCAACGAGCUGGCGCCCACGCACCCCAUCCGCCUCGGACUGGCCCUCAACUUCUCCGUUUUCUACUACGAAAUCCUCAACUCGCCGGACCGCGCCUGCAGGUUGGCAAAGGAGGCGUUUGACAGCGCCAUCGCCGAACUGGACACUCUGAGCGAGGAGAGCUACAAGGACUCCACGCUCAUCAUGCAGCUGCUACGUGACAACUUGACACUUUGGACCUCAGACUUGCAGGGAGAUGGUGACGAACAGAACACAGAAGCACCGCCAGAAGCGGAGGAAGAGGCCCAGUGAGACCCCAAACGCGAUGCCACGAGCCCACAAGCCCCCUUCUCCAUCCGGCGACUCUUCCUCGUCCAUUUCUCCUUUUCACUCCCACCGACCUCAUCAGAACCCCCACUCUGGGUUUAAUCCUUCAGGGUUUGGGAGCUAUCCUUAUUUGAUCCAUUUUUUCCCCCUGAUGUCUCGUUUGCAAGAUUAUGCCCUUUAAGGUCCACGUCCUUUUAGUUUUAUGCUUCAUGUUGUUGCCAAGUAUGCUUGCCUGUCUUUGUAACACACACACACGCACACUUACACACGCACACUUACACAGACACACUUACACACAGACACACUUACACACAGACACACGCAUGCAAAGAGUUUAUUUAAAAGAUGAGUGCGUGUGUGUGCUGUUACCGAGCGCUUCGUUUAGCAAAGAGACGCAACAAAAGGGAAGCGCAGAACAACUCAAGUGCCCUCUAUAGAACCACCUCCAACAGGAGUUUUCUUUUUAACCCCCCCAUUGAGUUUCUAAUCAUGACAAACUCUCGCUCUUGACUGCUUAGACCAACCGUCGCGCUCAAGGCAAAGUUCUGUAGUUGCGCUAACUAGGCGAUGAUGUCUUUGUGUAGUGUCGGCGACCCAACCAACACUUUUGAUUGUAUUGGAAAACAGUUUUGCAUGGGCACAGGGACAAAAAAAAAAGUUUGGGAAAUGGAGGCCUGCUGUAUCUUAAAUCCCCAGAACGACUUUUUUAGGUUGCCUCGUCUUUUUUCUUUUUCUUUCUUUUGCUUUGUUAUUAUUUACCACCUUCUCUUCCUCCCUGUCGGUGUGUGUGUUACGUGAAUCUGAUUUGUACUACUGGAUAUUGUCACCGGAGCCACAAGUACCAUCUGUAUUCUUACUGAAAACACAGCAUGGAAUUAACAUUAAACUUCAAACUGAAAGAAU